CCGGGCCUGGGGCUGCCGGCCAGGUGCAGGGCCCCUCCCUCCGCCCUGCCCAGGGGUUCCCCUGGCUAGGAGGUGGUUUGCUGGGGGGAGGGCUGGACAGCUGCUCCCCGAGAGACAGGUCUCCGUCAAGAAGCGUAUCUGGGAAGAGCUAGCUCUGGGAGGCCUCUGGCAGGACAAGCACACGUGCUCACAUGUGCUCACAUGUGUGCACACCCGUGCGUGCACGCUCACUGGCACAGGUGGAGCAGGGGAGGCAGUGACAGCCCUGGGGUCACCUGGCUGGGGGCAUGGGGACCAUGACCCAGGACGGUGCCUUCUCGGUCCGACCCCAGCCCUCAGGGUGGGAGCUCCAUCCGCUCGUGCAGGGCAGCUGGCCCCAGGAUCAGUGAGGGAUGCUUGGAGCCCCUUGGGAAGCAGCCCGGCGCGGCCUGGCCUCCUGGGGCCUGUGCAGCGCUGCCUGAAGAGGGGCCGCCUUGUAGAGCGCCUUCCGGUACCACGGUGUUUAUGGCCGGGCUCGGCGUUGCUUGGCUACCGUGUAAACCGGGCUUCAUCUGUCUCAGCCCCGUCGGGCAGGGGGCCUGCGUGCCAGGGAGCGGGCUGUCACACCCGAGACUCCUGGCCCUCUGCCUCGAGCCCAAGACGGUACCUCCCCCACUGGCCAGGCCAGAGGUGGUCCUCAGGGCCCCCGGCAGCUGUGGGAUCACCUGGGGGCUGCUUGGGCUGGGCCGGGACUGGGGGAGGCCGAGGCACCCGUCCUCCAGGCCCCCCAGGGCACAGGCUGUGGCUCCAGCUUUCCUGCCCUUUGGCGGCCGGGCCUCACGUUCUGUUCUUGCCCUUGUCAGGUCUGGCGAACCACGGACAGACCAGGCAUAUGGGACCAAGCCGGAACCUUCUGCUCAAUGGGAAGUCCUACCCCACCAAAGUGCGCCUGAUCCGCGGGGGCUCCCUGCCCCCCGUCAAGCGACGGAGGAUGAACUGGAUUGACGCCCCGGACGAUGUGUUCUACAUGGCCACCGACGAGACCAGGAAGAUCCGCAAGCUGCUGUCGUCCUCGGAGACCAAGCGUGCUGCCCGCAGGCCCUACAAGCCCAUCGCCCUGCGCCAGAGCCAGGCCCUGCCGCUGCGGCCGGCAGCCAGCAUAGCUGGGGUCAGGCCGGCCUACCACCCUGCUCCUGGCAGAGCCCUGCCCCAGCUGUCCAAGGGUUCCUGCCCAGAGCCACAGGGCCAGCCCCCAGCAGGGGUCCCUGCCGCAGAGCCAAGACCGCCCUGUGUGCUCUUUACCAGCCAGGACACCGUGCCGCGAAGGCCCCAGGGGAGGGCCCUGCCCCCACACCUGGCUGGCUAG
This is a messenger RNA of Ailuropoda melanoleuca (giant panda), 1345 nucleotides long. Its product is annotated as metastasis-associated protein MTA1-like. The transcript has 5 exons. Lineage: Eukaryota; Metazoa; Chordata; Mammalia; Carnivora; Ursidae. The record is from RefSeq and is a predicted model, not a curated record. Bases 872 to 1345 code for a protein of 157 amino acids.